Messenger RNA from Ricinus communis (castor bean), 3311 nucleotides. Its product is annotated as nuclear intron maturase 1, mitochondrial. The record is from RefSeq and is a predicted model, not a curated record. The transcript has a single exon. Bases 571 to 2616 code for a protein of 681 amino acids. Gene Ontology annotation, biological process: mRNA processing. NCBI's taxonomy places the organism in Eukaryota, Viridiplantae, Streptophyta, Magnoliopsida, Malpighiales, Euphorbiaceae.
UUUACUAAUAUUUAAUUUAUUAUUAUUUUUAAAAUAUUAUAAAUAAAUAUUAAAUAUUAAAUUUUAUCUAUAAAUUUAAUUUUAUAAUUAAAAUAAUAAUAAUAAUAAUAAUAAUACCGAGGUAAAUGAAUACAACAACUAUAGGAUAUUAGAGCAAAAAAUGCAAAGAGUCUUCUUUUCAAAAGAGAAGAAAAAAAAAAAAAGAAGAAGCAAAGAUUUAAAUCAUAGCAAAGCAUCCAAAUUUGUCUAAAAGAAAAGUAUGCAAUUUUGCAUGGUAUUUAUAAGAGGGUAAAAUAGGUAAUUGAAUUUUCUAAGUAACGGGGACGUUUUUUAAAACACAGCAACGAAGCCAAAGGCAAAGCCCGCCAAUGACUACCCACCAUCAACAACCAAACCAAAUCUAACCACCCAGAGAUACUAAAAAACGUCACCAAUAACAACCAGUAAGACAGCAACUCCCUCUUAUUUUUUAUUUUUUUCUAUUUCCCUCCCAUUCAUCUCAAACCAAACACUGCCAGUGCCAGCAACUAACAGUUACUUACCCUUUACAUCAAACCUUGAAAGUAAACAAUGUCAGUGAGGACACUCAUCAAACACCUUCCCUCCACAUCUUCCUUUUACAAAUCCCUUCGCUCAUUUUCCUCUCUCCCAAUUCAUCAAGACCCAUACUCUCUCCUCAAACAAGACCCAAUCGAAAUCUGCACUUCUCUUUGGGUCAAAUCCUUUUCUUCACCACCAAACACAACUUUCCCCAACCUAACUGGCUUUCUCUCAAAACUUGACCUUUGGGUCCUUGCUUACCAGCGUUCCUGCGCUCAGGUCACCGGCACGUUCCCUCCUCGUAAUGCUCUCCAUUCCCAGACUCUGCAUUCUCUUCUCUCUCUCCAAAACGCUGUGGUUCAUAACCGCUUUAAAUGGAACGAUAAGACUCGCCAGAUCAUCCGAAGUCCAAACGACAAGCCGUUCACAAAACUGGUCUCUAAAACGAAGCUUAAGGCAAUGGUGAAUUCAAAUGAUCCGUGUUUUCAGGACCGGGUGGUUCAGGAGGUGCUGUUAAUGGUGCUGGAGCCAUUUUUUGAAGCCCGAUUUUCAGGCAAGUCCCAUGCGUUUAGACCUGGAAGGAAUGCACAUACUGUGAUUAGAACUAUAAGGAGUAAUUUUGCAGGGUAUUUAUGGUUUUUAAGAGGUGAUUUAAGUGAAAUUUUUUAUGCAGUUGAUGCUAAUUUUGUUUUGGAAUGUGUUGAAAAGGUUGUUAAAGAUAAGAAAGUUUUGAACUUGGUAAAAGAUGCACUCAAAUCACCAAUGAGAAAUCAAGAAUUAGAGAAGAGAAGUGAUAGGAAAGAGUUGAGAAAGAAGAAGAAAAAGAAGGCUACAAAGAAGAGAAUUUUGAAUGAAAAUGAGCCAAAACCUGACCCUUAUUGGUUACGAACUUUCUUUGAUUUUGCACCAGAGGAGGCAGUGAAUAUACCCAAUUAUGGUUAUUGUGGGAUAUUGAGUCCAUUGCUUGCUAAUAUUUGUCUUAAUGAAUUGGAUCAAAUAAUGGAAGAGAAGAUAGUUAAGUUCUUUAGGCCAAAUAAAAGCGAUUCAAUUUGGAAAGACUCAAUUGAUGAUGGGUGUCAUAACCCUUCUUGGCCGGAAUUUGUUCCAUCUAGCGGGAAGGAGAAGACUAGGAAAAUAGAUUACAUUCGAUAUGGAGGUCAUUUUUUGAUUGGUGUUCGAGGGCCUAGGGAGGAUGCAGUGCAAACGCAGAAAGAAAUUAUUGAGUUUUGUGAGAAUAAGUUGGGGAUCAGGUUGGAUAAUUCUAAGAUUGAGAUUGAACACAUAUCUAGGGGAAUUCAGUUUUUAGAUCAUAUAAUUUGUCGUAGAGUUAUACACCCUACACUUCAUUAUACAGCAAGUGGAGGUAAAAUUGUAAGUGAAAAGGGUGUGGGGACUUUGCUUUCUGUUACUGCUAGCUUGCAACAGUGUAUCCGGCAAUUUAGGCGACUUGCAUUUGUUAAGGGCGAUAAAGAUCCAGAGCCAUUGCCUUGUAAUCCUAUGCUUUAUUCAAGUCAAGCUCACAGUAAUGCGCAAAUGAACAAGUUUCUUGAGACCAUGGCUGAAUGGUAUAGAUAUGCUGAUAACCGAAAGAAAGUUGUGGGAUUUUGUGCAUAUGUGAUACGUAGCUCAUUAGCUAAACUUUAUGCUGCCCGGUAUAGACUAAAAUCUCGUGCUAAGGUGUAUAAGAUUGCUUCACGUAAUCUCAGUCGACCGCUUAGGGAGAGUAGUAAUAGUUCUGCUCCUGAAUAUUCUGAUCUUUUGAGGAUGGGACUUGUGGAUGCAAUUGAAGGUGUUCAAUUCUCCCAUAUGUCUUCGAUUCCCUCUUGUGAUUAUACUCCAUUUCCAAGAAUUUGGGUUCCAGAUCAUGAACGGGUUUUGCAUGAGUAUAUUAGACUACAAGACCCAAAAUUCUUUUGCGACUUGCAUAGAUCAAUAAAACAUCAAGGUUUGACUUUGCCUCAAGAUGAGAUAUCUGAGAUUGUCUGGGAAUACAAGACCCUUGGAAUUCGGAGAAACCAAUCUAGUGGAGAAAAAGAACUAAAUAGUACUCCCGAAAAUGUAGACAAGACUUCAUAAUUUGCUGUAAAAUUAGUAACUUAAAUUCUUUAUGGAAGUCUGUAGAUAGCUAACAGAAGGAAGUCUUGAUGAGCAUUGUCCAUCCUCAUUGAACUACUGUGCAACUGAGAGUAACUGCUUUCCCAGUAGAUUGCCAGCAAUGUGCCUGGACAAGUUUGAUGAACUCCUUUUUAUUUCCCGUGAUUAUUUUGAGAAAUAAUUUAAUCAGGACAUAUGAGCAUGCUGAGAAAUAAGAACUGUAGAUGUGAGAUUGACAGGGCUUGCAAGGAUAAGAGUCUGAGUUAGAUUUUUUAUCAGCAAACAAGGAUUGGCAACAGAAGUAGAGCUACGAAACAUGAUUUAAUCUGUUGCUGCAAAGGUGAAUGGCUUCUGCUGCGAGUACUCUGAAGCUUCAAGCCAGAAGCACACAUGAGGUGGAAGAAGACCCAGAAAGGCCAUGGUCGAAAUAGAGAGAAACGUGAUAGGUGAUGGUUUUACAUUUAAAAUGAAAACAGAAGAGAGAAAGAAAGAAAGAAAUAAUGGAGGUCUUGAAUAGAACGAAGUUGAGUUAAUAGUUAUUAGAAUCUCUAAAUACCCUGCAGUUUCAUUGGAAAUGAUUUUGAUGAUUUAAGUUGGUAGUUGACCUUGUUAAAUUGUUGAAGUACCUGGUACUGGAACUUAUCAAUAGCUGCCUGCACCUUUUUUGUUCGAAAGAA